Molecule: messenger RNA, 5595 nt
Organism: Cladophialophora bantiana CBS 173.52
Lineage: Eukaryota; Fungi; Ascomycota; Eurotiomycetes; Chaetothyriales; Herpotrichiellaceae
Product: fatty acid synthase subunit alpha
Exons: 1
Coding region: 1-5595 (1864 amino acids)
Biological process (GO): long-chain fatty acid biosynthetic process
Cellular component (GO): fatty acid synthase complex
Molecular function (GO): 3-oxoacyl-[acyl-carrier-protein] reductase (NADPH) activity; fatty acid synthase activity; magnesium ion binding
Source: RefSeq, a predicted model, not a curated record
AUGCGUCCCGAAGUCGAGCAAGAGCUCGCCCACACGCUCCUCGUCGAGCUGCUGGCAUAUCAGUUUGCCUCGCCUGUUAGGUGGAUUGAGACCCAAGAUGUUAUCCUCGAGAAGAAUAGAACAGAAAGAAUUGUUGAAAUUGGUCCCGCAGAUACCCUCGGCGGAAUGGCCAAAAGAACCCUUGCUUCCAAAUACGAGACCUAUGAUGCUGCCACCUCGCUAUCACGGCAAGUGUUGGCUUACAAUAAGGAUCUGAAAGAAAUUUACUAUGAUGUCGAUCCGGUAGAGGAGGAAGCUGCUCCAGCGGCUGCCCAACCUUCAUCUUCCGCUCCGGCGGCUUCGGCGCCUGCUCCUGCUACCACAGCCGCGGCUCCUCCAGCAGCAGCGGCCAGCGCUGGACCUGCUGUGGCAGUGCCAGAUGCUCCAGUUGCAGCCGUCGACAUCUUGCGAGCGUUGGUCGCCCAGAAACUGAAGAAACCACUUGCAGAUAUUCCCCUCGGCAAAGCAAUCAAGGAUUUAGUCGGAGGAAAAUCGACUCUGCAGAACGAAAUCCUCGGAGACCUGGGCAAGGAAUUUGGUUCAACGCCAGAGAAGCCAGAAGACACUCCUCUAGACGAACUAGGUGCUUCUAUGCAGUCAACAUUCAAUGGUCAGCUAGGCAAGCAGUCUCAGUCGCUGAUCGCUCGUUUGGUGGCUUCCAAAAUGCCAGGUGGUUUCAAUAUCACGGCUGUCAGAAAGCAUCUCGAAAAUAGCUUUGGCCUUGGGCCGGGCCGACAAGACGGUGUUCUGCUGCUCGCUCUCACGAUGGAGCCAGCUUCGCGUUUAGGCUCGGAAAACGAUGCCAAGACUUACCUCGGUGAUGUGGCCCAGAAAUAUGCGGCAACAGCAGGAAUCAGUCUAUCAUCAGCCUCAGCUGCUGGCGCUGCUGCUGCUGGCGCUGGUGCUGGCAUGAUGAUGGAUCCAGCUGCCAUUGACGCUCUGACCAAAGAUCAACGAGCCCUGUUCAAACAGCAACUUGAACUGUUCGCCCGCUACCUCAAGAUGGAUCUGCGUGCCGGUGACAAGGCUUUCGUCGGCUCACAAGAGGCAAACAAGGCCCUCCAAGCGCAACUCGAUCUGUGGAACACAGAACAUGGCGAAUUUUACGCUUCGGGAAUUGAACCUUCAUUCAGCCCCUUGAAAGCCCGUGUUUACGACUCCUCGUGGAACUGGGCUCGACAAGACGCUCUUAGCAUGUACUACGACAUCAUUUUCGGCCGUCUCAAGGCCGUCGACCGAGAAAUUGUUAGUCAGUGCAUCCGUAUCAUGAACCGAUCAAACCCAACCCUCAUCGAAUAUAUGCAAUAUCAUAUUGACAACUGCCCAACCGAGCGAGGCGAGACUUAUAAACUAGCCAAGGAAUUAGGCGAGCAGCUCAUUGAAAACUGCAAGGAUGUUUUGAAUGAAGCACCGGUCUACAAGGACGUUAUGGUCCCCACCGGUCCCCAGACUACUAUCGACGCUCGAGGGAACCUCGAUUACAAAGAAGUUCCUCGCCAAAGCGCCCGCAAACUCGAGCACUAUGUGCGGGAGAUGGCUGAUGGUGGCAAGAUCUCCGAAUACAGCAAUCGGACCAAGGUGCAGAACGACCUUCGCAAUGUUUACAAGUUGAUCCGGAAGCAGCACAAGCUAUCAAAAGCUUCUCAGUUGCAGUUCAACACCUUGUACAAGGAUGUUGUUCGUGCUUUGGCGAUGAAUGAGUCCCAGAUCAUGCCACAGGAGAAUGGCGACAUCAAGAAGCCCGGCCGCAACGGAUUACCUCGAGCUACCAUGAACGGAAAUGUCAAGCAAGGCAAGACCGAGACAAUCCCGUUCUUGCAUCUCAAGAAGAAGGAACAGCACGGUUGGGAGUACAGCAAGAAGCUAACCGGCAUCUACCUCGAGGGAUUGGAGAACGCGGCGAAAUCAGGCCUUACCUUUCAGGGGAAGAUGGCGCUCAUGACUGGCGCCGGUGCCGGUUCCAUCGGAGCCGAAGUUCUACAGGGUCUGAUCAGCGGUGGCGCCAAAGUCGUUGUCACCACCAGCCGUUACUCCCGUGAGGUCACUGAGUACUACCAAUCAAUGUAUGCUCGAUUUGGUGGUCGUGGCUCUCAGCUUGUCGUGGUGCCGUUCAACCAAGGAAGCAGGCAGGACGUGGAAGCCCUCAUUGACUACAUCUACGAUACCAAGAAGGGUCUUGGCUGGGAUCUGGACUACAUUGUGCCUUUCGCUGCUAUACCCGAGAAUGGCCGCGAAAUCGACAGUAUCGAUUCAAAGUCGGAGCUUGCUCACCGUAUCAUGUUGACCAACCUGAUCCGUCUUCUUGGUUACGUCAAAGCGAAGAAAUUCGAGAGUGGCUUCAACACUCGACCGGCUCAAGUUAUGCUUCCUCUUUCACCAAACCACGGUACCUUUGGUAACGACGGUCUCUACUCUGAGUCCAAGCUUGCAUUGGAGACUCUGUUCAACCGUUGGUCUUCGGAGAGCUGGGGUGACUAUCUCACAAUCUGCGGCGCAGUCAUUGGCUGGACCCGUGGCACCGGUCUGAUGAGCGGCAACAAUAUCGUGGCCGACGGAGUUGAGAAGUACGGCGUCCGGACCUUCUCACAACAAGAGAUGGCAUUUAACCUGCUUGGCCUAAUGUCUCCUGCCAUUGUCGACCUAUGCCAACAAGAACCUGUCUUUGCCGAUUUGAACGGCGGUCUGCAAUUCUUGCCAGAUCUCAAGGACCUAAUGACUAAGCUUCGAGCUGAGAUCAUGGAGACAAGCGCCAUCCGACAGGCCGUGACUAAGGAGACCGCGUUGGAGAACAAGGUUGUCAACGGCGAGGACAGCGAGGCCCUUUACAAGAAAGUUACCAUUGAGCCCAGAGCCAACCUGAAAUUCGAAUUCCCCGAGCUUCCCGACUGGCAGAAGGAAGUGGAACCUCUCAACGCCAAGCUCAAGGGCAUGGUUGAUCUUGACAAGGUUGUUGUGGUCACUGGCUUCUCUGAGGUUGGCCCUUGGGGUAAUUCUCGCACAAGGUGGGAAAUGGAAGCCUACGGUGAAUUCUCACUGGAGGGCUGCGUCGAGAUGGCCUGGAUGAUGGGCCUGAUCAAGAACCACAAUGGCCCUCUCAAGGGCAAGUCAUAUUCCGGCUGGGUCGACACCAAGACUGGCGAGCCUGUCGACGACAAGGAUGUCAAAGCCAAAUAUGAGAAGCACAUCCUCGAACACUCUGGUAUCCGUCUUAUUGAGCCCGAAUUGUUCAAUGGCUAUGAUCCAAAGAAGAAGCAGCUGCUCCAGGAAAUCCAAAUCGAAGAAGACCUUGAUCAGUUCGAAUCGUCCAAGGAGACUGCUGAAGAAUUCAAGCGACAGCACGGCGACAAGGUCGAGGUCUUUGAGCUGGAAUCUGGAGAGUACAGCGUCCGCCUCAAGAAAGGGGCAACCCUUCUAAUCCCCAAAGCCCUGAGAUUUGAUCGUCUUGUCGCUGGUCAAAUCCCUACUGGUUGGGACGCCAAGACGUAUGGUGUUCCGGACGACAUCAUAUCGCAAGUGGACCAAGUCACCUUGUUUGUCCUUGUCUGCACAGCGGAAGCUCUCCUCUCAGCUGGUGUUACGGACCCAUACGAGUUCUACAAGUACGUACAUCUGUCUGAGGUAGGCAACUGCGUCGGUUCCGGCAUCGGUGGUACCACCGCACUUCGUGGCAUGUACAAAGAUCGAUUCAUGGACAAGCCCGUUCAGAAGGAUAUUCUGCAGGAAUCUUUCAUCAACACCAUGGCCGCUUGGGUCAACAUGUUGCUGUUGUCAUCAACUGGUCCGAUCAAGACUCCUGUGGGUGCUUGUGCAACAGCUGUUGAAUCAAUUGAUAUCGGCUACGAGACUAUCGUCGAAGGAAAGGCGCGUGUUUGCUUCGUUGGUGGCUUUGAUGACUUCCAAGAAGAGGGGUCUUACGAAUUUGCGAACAUGAAGGCCACUAGCAACGCUGAAGACGAAUUUGCCCACGGCCGUACGCCCAAGGAGAUGUCUCGACCUGCUACUACGACCCGAAACGGCUUCAUGGAAUCCCAAGGCUGCGGUAUGCAAAUCAUUAUGUCGGCCCGCCUUGCUCUAGACAUGGGAACGCCUAUCUACGGUAUUCUCGGCCUUGUCUCGACUGCUACCGACAAGAUUGGUCGAUCUGUGCCUGCUCCUGGGCAAGGUGUGUUGACCACCGCUCGGGAGAACCCUGGCAAAUUCCCAUCGCCCCUGCUGGACAUCAACUACCGCAAGAGACAGCUCGAGCUCCGAAGACGUGCCAUUAAGAACUGGCAAGAGUCCGAACUUCUGUACCUCCACGAGGAAGUUGCAGCUAUGAAGGCUCAAGCCGGCUUCGGUUUCAACGAGGCCGAGUACAUGCAAGAGCGAGCCGAGCAUAUUGAACGCGAGGCAAUCCGACAAGAAAAAGAGGCACAGUUUAGCUUAGGCAACAAUUUCUGGAAGCAAGAUCCCACCAUUGCUCCCCUCCGUGGCGCCCUGGCUACUUGGGGCCUCACGAUCGAUGACCUCGAUGUUGCUUCCUUCCACGGUACCUCGACCGUUGCCAACGACAAGAACGAAUCUGAGGUUCUCUGCAAACAAAUGGCGCACCUUGGCCGCAAGAAGGGCAAUGCCAUGCUUGGUAUCUUCCAGAAGUACCUGACUGGUCAUCCUAAGGGUGCCGCCGGCGCCUGGAUGUUCAACGGCUGCUUGCAAGUCCUCAACAGCGGUCUGGUUCCUGGAAACCGGAAUGCCGACAAUGUUGAUCAGGCGAUGGAGAAAUUCGACUACAUCGUCUACCCAAGCCGAUCCCUGCAGACCGAUGGCAUCAAAGCAUUCUCUGUCACUUCCUUUGGUUUCGGUCAGAAAGGCGCCCAAGCCAUAGGUAUCCACCCCAAGUACCUUUAUGCUACGCUGGAUGAGGCGGAAUUCCAGCGUUACAAGGUCAAGGUUGAGGCCAGACAGAAGAAAGCGUACAGAUACCUCCACAACGGCAUGAUCAACAACACUGUGUUCGUUGCGAAGACCAAGGCACCGUAUCCGGACGAGAUCAUGCAGAAAGUUUUCCUCAACCCUCAGCAGCGCGUAGUUGCCGACAAGAAGUCUGGCGAGCUUGUCUACCAUCCUGCCCUACCCAAGAAGACCCCAAGCCCCCACGCCCUGGAGACGAAGGCCAUGCUUGAGUCUCUGACGCAAGCUAACGCCACAGAAGGAUCAAAGAUUGGUGUUGAUGUCGAGGACAUCCGAGCCAUUAACAUCGAGAACGAAACUUUUGUCGCGAGAAAUUUCACCGAGCAGGAACGGGCUUACUGCAAUAAGGCUCCAUCUCCUCAAGCUUCGUAUGCAGGACGAUGGAGUGCGAAAGAAGCAGUGUUCAAGUCUUUGGGCGUGUGCAGCAAGGGAGCUGGAGCCCCUCUGCACGACAUUGAAAUCUUGGCCGAUGAGAACGGAGCACCCAAGGUUGCUCUCCAUGGUGCGGCGCUCGAGGCAGCAAAGCAGGCUGGCGUCAAGAACGUCAAUGUCAGCAUCAGCCACAGUGAGAGCCAGGCAAUUGCUGUUGCUGUGUCUGCAUUUUGA